AUGUUUGCUAAACUUUUAAUUCUUGCUGCAUUAUUAGGAACUACUCUUGCUAAUACUUGCUUACAUUGUAUCUGCCAAGUUGAAUCAGGAUGUAAACCAAUUGGUUGUGAAAUGGAUGUUGGUUCACUUUCAUGUGGUUAUUACCAAAUUAAAAUUCCAUACUAUGAAGAUUGUGGUGAACCAGGUAGAAGAUCUGGUGAAUCACUUGAAACUGCUUGGAAAAGAUGUGCUAAUGACUAUUCAUGUGCCACAACAUGUGUUGAAAACUACAUUAAGAGAUACUCAUUUGAAUGCCCAGGAAAAGGAACUUGUCAAAAAAGCGCCAGACUUCACAAUGGAGGACCAGGUGGAUGUAGAAAUUCUAACACUGAAGGAUAUUGGAACAAGGUUCGUAGCUGCUGUGGAUGUUCAUAA
Molecule: messenger RNA, 414 nt
Organism: Strongyloides ratti
Lineage: Eukaryota; Metazoa; Nematoda; Chromadorea; Rhabditida; Strongyloididae
Product: Destabilase family and Lysozyme-like domain-containing protein
Exons: 4
Coding region: 1-414 (137 amino acids)
Biological process (GO): defense response to Gram-positive bacterium
Molecular function (GO): lysozyme activity
Source: RefSeq, a predicted model, not a curated record